Mizuhopecten yessoensis (Yesso scallop) is the source of this 3669-nucleotide messenger RNA. Its product is annotated as serine/threonine-protein kinase SIK3-like. Gene Ontology annotation, molecular function: protein serine/threonine kinase activity; ATP binding; tau-protein kinase activity. Lineage: Eukaryota; Metazoa; Mollusca; Bivalvia; Pectinida; Pectinidae. The record is from RefSeq and is a predicted model, not a curated record. Gene Ontology annotation, cellular component: cytoplasm. Gene Ontology annotation, biological process: microtubule cytoskeleton organization; intracellular signal transduction; protein phosphorylation. Bases 6 to 3653 code for a protein of 1215 amino acids. The transcript is spliced from 16 exons.
ACAAAAUGGCGGCCACUAAGAUGGCUGGAAAAGUCCCUGGUACAGGGGGUAUAGUUAGAGUGGGUUACUAUGAAAUGGAACGAACAAUUGGAAAAGGAAAUUUUGCUGUUGUCAAAUUGGCAACUCACAUUGCCACAAAAACCAAGGUGGCGAUCAAGAUCAUUGACAAGACACAACUUGAUGAGGACAACCUCAACAAAAUCUACAGAGAAAUUGAAAUAAUGAAACUUCUAAAACAUCCAAACAUUAUACGGCUUUACCAGGUGAUGCAGACGGAACGGAUGUUAUACCUUGUAACAGAAUACGCUAGUGGAGGGGAAAUAUUUGAUCACCUAGUCGCACAUGGUCGAAUGAAUGAAAAGGAGGCGAGACGAAAAUUUAAACAAAUUGUGGCUGCAGUAUCGUACUGCCAUAGUCGCUGUGUCGUACACCGAGACUUGAAAGCCGAAAAUCUCCUUCUCGACGCCAACCUUAACAUCAAAAUAGCAGAUUUUGGGUUCAGUAAUUACUUCAAGCCAGGGUCUUGUUUGAAAACCUGGUGUGGGAGUCCACCUUAUGCGGCACCAGAACUAUUCGAAGGGAAGGAAUAUGAUGCCCCAAAAGUUGAUAUAUGGAGUCUGGGUGUGGUGCUUUACGUGUUAGUUUGUGGUGCUUUACCUUUCGAUGGAAACACACUACAGAGUCUGCGAGGACGGGUGCUAAGAGGGAAAUUUGGAGUCCCGUUUUACAUGACUACAGAAUGCGAAAAUCUGAUAAAGCAGAUGUUGACGGUGGACGCUAGUAAACGAAUAACGAUGAAAAAGAUUAUACAGCAUCGGUGGAUGAAGAGUGGAGAAGAAGAUCCUGCUUUCGAGGAACAAAUUAACGAGUACAAUCGACCGACGGAUGUGGACCCAGACUUGGAGAACCUCAAUGAACAGAUAAUAUCCCAUAUGGAAUACUUAGAGAUUGAUAUUGAUCGAGCUGUUAGGUCUGUUCGUGAACAAUGCUACGACUUCCAUAGUGCCAUUUACCACCUGCUGUUGGAUAAAUUAAAGAAACACCCGAAGACAAUGAUGAGUAAACUGCCGACCCUGGGUCCUCCCAAUCUGCCGCUUGCCGUACGGACGGAACGUAGAUCUAGUAUAACUACUGGUGUUGUGGAAAGAGUAGAAAUACCAGUAGAGGUUGCCAAGGAAACGGAGCCCAAGCUACCUGCUGCCACGGCAACCAUUGGUGCUAUUCCACAAGUACAGUUUUUUAAUGAAAAUAACCAAUUAACAGAGCCUGAUGAGGGCAGUCAACAUUCAGACUCGGACAGUGAGGAACCGUGUCCAGAAGCACUCGCCCGUUACCUAGCGAUGCGACGGCAUACCGUAGGUGUCGGAGACAGUCGUCACGAGGUGCCAGAAGAUGUACGCGUCAAACUUGCCAACAAUCAGCCAAUCAUUGCCCUCCCACAGCCAAACUAUCUCCUGCCUCUGUUGUCCCACACAGUGCCUCAGAUGCAGAGUGAGGUCCCUGCUUAUCCAACCAGUGAACAGCAUUUUCUUCAGCCACCCAUAAUGUGGGGCCCAGAUGUUGGUGGUUGUUUCGGUAACAUAAGCAGGCGAGCGUCUGAUGGUGGGGCCAACAUCCAGCUGUUUGCACGACAAAUGUAUGGAGGGAGUCUACCGGGCAGUCCAGGAAGUCAGGAGUGUCUAGCAGGGUCGCCCUUGUCACCAGUAGGAAUGCCCUUGACACCCAUUCAGGGGUCAGUAACAGUGGAGGAGAAUGAGGAUGGGGGAUCAGAUCAGGAGCCAGAUACGGAAGCAGUACAGAGAUAUCUGGCCGCCAGAGGGCGCAACAAGCGACACACAUUGGCAAUGUCCAACCCCAUGCAUGAGAUUCCUGAAGAGCUGCAACGUAAAUUAUCUCUACAGCCAAUCAGAUCUGGCCGUAGGAAUCACUUCCCCGGAGGUGGAUCACUAACACCGAACUCCUUCCGUGACGUGAACUCCUUACACCUACCUAACGAGAGAUUCUCACCUGUCCGUCGUGCCAGUGAUGGCCUUCCCAACCUACACAAACAUCAAUCUCACCUGGAAAAGUUGUACAAUCAGACCCUGAGCACUCGCCACAGUCACUCCAGUCUGAAACAGCUGCAUCAAGAAUGUCAGGAAUUACAGAAGCAAGUUUGCAAUAGAGAUCAUGGCAACGAGGCAGAACUACAACAGCAACACGCCCUACACCGGUUACAUCACACAUUACAGCCCACAACAACUAUCCAGCAUUCGCCAGUUCCAUCACCCCCACUGGCACCAGCCUCGCCAAGUUUCGCCCGACAUACUCCAACAACCACUGAUUCUCAGAGUGCGACCCUGUAUCAACAUCUUCAACGUCUCCAUCUUCAUCAACAGAUUCAGAAUUCACAGCAGCCCUAUCAACAUAUGUCACCACCCACCUGCCUCCCAAUGCAACGCACCGAUUCACCUCCGCAGAAUUUCUCGCAGCUUUAUCAAAAUUUUAGUCAGCCACAUCAGCGCAACAGUCCACCACCCAACGUCACUAACUUUCAGAACCUUCAAAUGAUCAAGGAGGACUCGCAAGACCUCCCAGACCAGAGCCCCAGUGAGGAUGGUGAGGUUAGCAUGCAGGUUGGGGAGAGUGACCUUGCCUCUCAGGAGAGGAAGCACAGACAGUUCUCGGGAAAGCCACAGAUCAGUAUCACAGACACAACUGGUCAUGUCACUGAUGUGACUUCAGAGGGCGAGAAUGAGAUGUCUCCUUCGACGACAAAACCCGAUACUGUCACAGGUUCAUCACUAACAUAUCGCACCUUCCAGGAUUCCUCAAGUUCGCCAUGUUCUCAUCAGCCCUCUCCAACAAGGUCCCAUCCCCCUCUUACUCAUUCUCAUUCCUCGCCGGCCUCGCCAAAUCAUCACUCACAUCCCCCCACAAACUUAAUUUCUCACCCUGUCAAUUACAAUUCGCUCAUCUUCGGCAAUUACAUCACUAACCUGGCUGCCAUUCCUCCCCACGUCACGGACUUAAGUAACCUUGGUAACCUCAAGGGCCACUCCAUGCCUGACCCCAGCCACGCCAACAUUCCCUACACAUGUGGAUGGAUCAGUCCUCAGCUCUCCUCUCCAAAUAGGUCACAACGGCCUAGUUCUGGGCGGAUGGGUGUAAGUAGACAACCCUCAGGGGCAGGGGUAGUCGUUCCGGAUUCGUUAAAUUUCCAGAAUGUAAGUGUAGUAAACUCAAAUGUCAGUGUUCCUAAUGAAACCCAAAGCAACAGAGUUCUUUAUAACGGUGAUCGAAAUCUCAUCCAAGACGUUGACAUGUCGUCUACAAAACAAGACGAACAAAAUAUAUCCAAUAGUGUAGGACAUGUUGACUUGUCGAAUUCCCCGAUACUUAACAAGAUUCAAGGAUCCAACAUUAAUCUCACGUCCACACGGACGGUCGGAGACAUAUUACAGGAACUCAAGAGAUUUCUGGGAGAUCGAGGAAAGGAAGUGGUGUACCAGUGUUCAGAUCAUUUGUUCCGACUGGAGAACUCUGAUGUCCAGAUGGAGCUGGAGGUGUGCCAGGGCAUUAGUUACAAUGGUCUACAAGUCCGGAGGAUUUCUGGUGACAAGGGACACUAUCGGGCACUCUGCCAGGAGCUUCUGUCCGGUAUUAAUAUAUGAUAGCUACCCGAGUGUC